AUGUUAAGGUACACUUUAUAUGUGGAAAUGGCUGCCAAUGGUAUGUUUGGUGCAGGGAAGGAUGGCCUGAUAAAUGCGCCGGACCCCUCGCGCAAGUACACUCUCUCUAUGGCUGAGGUGGCUGUGUUUGACACCGCAUAUUAUCAAGUUUUAAUGGACCUUACUGUCAUCAUAGACCUGGCAAAGGUAUGUGGGAAAAUGCCUCCAUUUAUCAAAGUUGCUGAUAAUUAUCACUGCCUGAAAUGCCCGCUUUACUGUCCCUUGAUCAAGCCAUACUCAGUCAGGAUUCAUUUGUGUAUACUGGUCAUUACCCGGUCCGUUCAUAUUGGCAUGAGUUAAUAACAUCUCGCUUCAAACAUACUGGUCAUUACCCGGUCCGUUCAUAUUGGCAUGAGUUAAUAACAUCUCGCUUCAAACAUGUGCUACUUAUUACACUCAUAAUCAAGUUCUCGUCCGCUUGCUGAGUAAAACAUUGCGCGCGAUGUUUUACACGCCAUCGUGUUUUUAAUCUCUGGGCCAAUUCAAAAUUUGCUAUAGCAAUGCCGCGUAUGAAAUAUUUGAAGGGUUCUCUUCGCUGUAACUUUAUUGCCUGCAAUGUUGCGAGAGAAAAUACACCUUGUACCCGCACCUCGCUUAGUUAUCAAUUGCACAGCCCAGGGUUCCGUUUCUCAAAAGUGCUGGUUACUUUUUCUCGCCCAACACAAAUGACAAAUCAGUACAUUAACCUUCGUUUAGCCUCAUCCCCUCAUCCCUUAGAAGGAAACACAUCGUGACUGGAAUCUUCCUUUACGUUAUAUAACUCUUAAGCCUAGUUUUCACUAGCCCAUAAGCAGAAGCGAAGGACAUACGCACGCGCAGAAUGGCAUAUUUGACUUAAUUCUCGAUACCAGCUCUCCUCAACCCGAUGAUAAACAAGAUAUAUUGCUUUUAAAGUGUGCGCAUAAGGUCUGGGUCAAAGUGACCUAUGAUUGGUCCACGGCCUUGUGCUUAUGCUUGUGCUAAUGUCGACCCCGUUUUCACUAGUCAAAGCUACAACAUAAGCACAAGCACAAGCGCAAACUUGUCCGUUUUUCUUGUGCUUAUGCUUAUGUCGACCCAGUUUUCACUUGCUUACACAUGUGCUUGUCCUUAUGCUUAUGCUUACGCGCUAGUGAAAACCAGGCUUUAGGGUUCUAUACUAGCGUAACUUAUUUGGAAUUAUCAUUUUUGAACAGAACCUCUCACAAGAAAAUCCCAGAGCAUUUCAAGCUCUUCACACUGCAAAUGACAUCGUGAAUGCAUGUCAGGACCUGUCAGAUAGAACGUCGUUGCAAAGGUGAUGUUAUGGAAUAGUUACUAAAUUGAUGAUUGCGCGAAACAUCGAAAAAAUUCCCCGUGCUGAUCUGUUCUCCUUGCAAGGAGAUUUUCGCACGUGUUUCCUUCUCUUUCUCGAACUGUGUGCACACGGGAUAUCUUUAACUAAGUUAUUGCCAAGAUUGCAAUAGAUGUAAAAUUGCAUGGACUGUAGUGCUACUAUUAAUAGUACUACUCAUUUUUAAAUGCGUUUCAAGUUUGUACAAUAUAACUUGCCUUUUAAUUGGAAAAUUAAACAAGACUUACCUGUAAGAUGAAGUUUGAUUGAGAUUCUAUCACAUGGCCGGGCACGCAGGAGAUUGCACCGAGUGUUUCGCGCGUACGCUGUGCGGUCAUGCGAUUGAAUAGGGAUCAACAGCUAGAUAUCCUCUUAUUCUUGUACCCCUACUUCGUAAUGGACUUAUUUCUCCUUUAGUCAUACGCUGAUGCGUCAGAGGCACUUUCCUCUUAUGAGAGGUGGUGAAUCCCUAACACGUAUGAAACGCGCGUUAGUAGCACAGGUUACUCUGAAAAGUAUUUCUGAGCUUUCUAAAAAGAAACCGUCCUUACGUUUGUCGCGCAGUCUUGUUAAGAUCUCAUAAAAUAGUGUGUAUGUUUGAGGAUGUUCUGAGUUAUCUUAAUCUAGAAUACAGACUCUUUUUACAAAGGCAUCUUUUUUUUUGUCCGGUUCUAGGGCGCACGAAAUAGCCGACAGAUUCUUUAAACAAGCAAAUGGAGAUUCUCAACACCAGGUCCACGCUGUUGGAAAUUGUCACAUCGAUUGUGGUAUGGUUAUUAUUAAACGAACAACAAUAUCAAAUUCUGUUCUAUGCACAUCUACUUAUCCAUCCAUCCCUCUGUUCGUCCCCCUGUCCGCCCACCUGUCCGUCCGUCUAUCAGUCCGUCUGUCAGCCUGUCUGUCCUUCCGUCAGUCUGUCUGUCCGUCCGUCCGUCUGUCUUCCUCAGUGUUUUUCCGUCUGUCCGUCCGUCCGUCCGUCCGUCCGCCUGUCUGACUGUCUGACCAUACGUCCAUCUGUCCACCUAUUCGUGCGUUUGUCUUUCCGUCUGCCUUUCCUUCCCCCUGUCCGUCUGUCCAUGCCCAGUUUCUUCCAUCUGUCCUUCCCCCUAUCCGCCUGUCCUUCCACCCCUCCGUCCACCUGUCCUUCCAUCUAUACACCAUCCACUGUCCGCCUGUCCAUCCAUUAGUCCCUCCGUUCGUCCGUCCACCUGUCCAUCCGACCCUCCAUUCAUCCCUCUUCUUGUUUGUCCGUCCAUCUGCCCAUCCCUCUGUUGCCCUGUUUGUCCACCCGUCUGUCCGUGCGCCUUUUCGUGUGUACGUUCCGUCCAUUCAUUCCUCCAUCUGUUUGUCUGUCCGUCCUUCCCUCUGCCCUUCCGUCCACUCGUCCAUUCGUCUUUUUGUCCCUUCGUUUGUCCGUCAUCCCCUCAUUUCGUUUAUCUAUUCGUCUGUCCGUCCACCCAUCCACCCGUCCGUCCAUCUGUUCGUCUCUCGUGUAUCUAUCCAUUUAUCUGUUUAUCUGUCUCCCCAUCUAUUGAUCAAUUAACGUAUUUAGUUGUUUUAUUUGUGUAUUCUUACUAUUUUUACAGCCUGGCUAUGGCCUAUCGCCGAGACCAUCAGAAAGUGUGGUCGCAGUUUUGCAACAGCUGUGAGGUUGAUGGAGAAAUACCCUGACUUCAAAUUCGUGUGCUCA
This is a messenger RNA of Porites evermanni, 3041 nucleotides long. The record is from the annotation of a GenBank genome assembly. NCBI's taxonomy places the organism in Eukaryota, Metazoa, Cnidaria, Anthozoa, Scleractinia, Poritidae.